Messenger RNA from Fomitiporia mediterranea MF3/22, 1386 nucleotides. RefSeq lists its product as uncharacterized. Bases 1 to 1386 code for a protein of 461 amino acids. Gene Ontology annotation, cellular component: nucleus. The record is from RefSeq and is a predicted model, not a curated record. Gene Ontology annotation, molecular function: 23S rRNA (adenine(1618)-N(6))-methyltransferase activity. Gene Ontology annotation, biological process: rRNA base methylation. The transcript has 9 exons. NCBI's taxonomy places the organism in Eukaryota, Fungi, Basidiomycota, Agaricomycetes, Hymenochaetales, Hymenochaetaceae.
AUGCAUGACCGAAAUCCAUACAAAACACCCAUUGAUUUCGUAUCGUUAGCUAAAAUUUAUCCGAAACUAAAACCAUUUUUAUUAAAGCCUUCCGGAGCAGACGUCUCGACAAUUGACUUCAAGAACGUCGAAGCCCAGAGAUGCCUGACGGAAGCACUACUCUGGCGCGACUUCCAGGUCAAAUUCUCAUUACCGGAAGGUAGACUCUGUCCACCAGUUCCAAAUAGACUAAACUACAUUCUAUGGCUGCAGGACAUUAUUUCGGAAAGCUUCCACGCCUUUGAGAAACGCCCUGAAGUCAUUGGAAUAGACAUAGGAACUGGUGCAUCGGCAAUAUAUCCACUUCUCGGAUGCAAAGUUGAUCCAACCUGGAAAUUCAUUGGGACUGAGAUCGAUCCUGUUUCGCAUGAAUCCGCUAUCGCGAAUGUCGAGAAAAACGGUCUAGGCAACUGGAUUCGGAUUUGCAAACUUUCUUCGCCCACACCAAUCCUGACUCCUUUCUAUGAUUAUCCUGACGAAUGUUUCACCUUCACGAUGUGUAAUCCUCCUUUCUAUGCGGAUACAAAUGAUGUCGAGAGAAGCGCCGAAGGAAAAGCGCUUGAACCAAACUCAGUUUGUACUGGCUCUGAAGUGGAGAUGGUAACACCUGGCGGGGAAGAAACGUUCGUCCAACGUAUGGUUGAGGAGAGCGCCGGUACAAACAUCAGGAACCGUUGCUUAUGGUUCACUUCUAUGCUUGGAAAGUUCUCGUCAGUCGAGAAAAUCCGCAACGUUCUACGAGCGCAUGACGUUGACAACUAUGCGCUCACGGAACUGGUACAGGGACAGACCCGACGAUGGGUUGUCGCUUGGUCCUUUACGGAUUUGCGUUUACCUGACAAUCUCGCUCGUAACCUGCCAUCCCCUCAUCACGCUUUACUCCCGCCUCGCAACAACUGCGAGCAAGUGCUGCGCAAUUCUGGGUCUGUGGAUGUUGCAGAGCUUCAAGAAGAUUUGACGAAUGUACUCAUGGCGCUCAGCGGUGUCACUGUUGUAAGUGACCCGGACGAUCAUGCAGAAGAGCCGACCAGUAGCUCCGAUCAGGACAGAGUUCGUUGCAAUAAGGAGAGCAUAUAUUUGCGUAUAUCGGCGACGGAGAACACAUGGACAAGAGCAGCUCGCAGGUCAGCUAAUUCGAGAAUAUCUCAAUCGUCUGGAAAACCGGUGGUCAUGAUAGUGGAUAUUUCUGCUAAACAUAAGCAACUGAGGACAGGCGAACAAUGGAUACUGAUGGGGAUGUGGCGUCGUGGUAGAGAGCGAGGACUAUUCGAGAGUUUCUGGAGCCAUGUAUCGCGCAAAGUCGGUUCGGCAGUUGAUAAUCGAGUUGCUCGAAGCAUCCCAUUAUAG